AUGAAAGGCUACAUUUUUCUUGUGGUAAACUUGGCAUUUUUGUCUGCACUCUCCCUAAACCCAAAUCGACCAGAGAUAGUGGAAAUUGGUGAAGACAAGGACAUUACAGAUGCAAACAAGGACUUGUUACAUGAUGAUAUUCUUGAGCCUCCGAACACACAAAGGAGUGCCAUCAUUAGUGAGGACUCACUCUGGCCAUCCCCAGUCCCAUAUGUUUUGGAAAGCAACCUUGAGAUGAAUGCUAAAGGAGUCAUCCUGAGAGCCUUUGACCAGUUCAGGUUGAAGUCAUGCAUUGACUUCAGACCAAGCGACUCUGAUAAAUAUUACAUUUCUGUCCAAAAGUUAGACGGAUGUUUCUCAUAUAUCGGGCGAGUACACAGCAAUGGACAGAUCCUCUCUAUUGGCCGAUUCUGUGAUGAGAUUUCCACCGUUGAACAUGAGUUUCUCCACGCUCUUGGCUUCUACCAUGAACAGUCCAGAUAUGACAGAGAUGAUUAUGUGACCAUUGCAUUUGAGAACAUCACAGAAGGUUAUGAGACAAACUUUGAAAAAGUUAGCAAGGAAGACAGCACCACUCAGGGAGUUCCAUACGACUAUUGGUCAGUGAUGCACUAUGGCCAAUAUGCAUUCAGCAAUGGCAUUGGGGCUACAAUUACCACCAAUGACCCCAAAUUCCAGGAUGUGAUUGGUCAAAGACUGGAAGUGAGUCCCAAUGAUAUCCUGGAGCUGAACCUCCGCUACAAAUGCAACUCAACCAUUGCAUUUAAGAUGUACUGUGGCUUUUCUAAUGGGACCAUGUGUCAAAUGAACCGCUGUUCAAAGAGUGGCAAUGGUUGGGAAAUGGUAACAAAUGUUUUUGGGGGUCCAAGCUCUGACCACACCAGUCUACCCAGUGGUAGUAGUGAUCAUGGUCAAGACGGAAGUUAUUUCAUGUAUGCUAGCACAGCAUCAGGUGAGGAGGGAGACUCAGCCUGGCUGGAGACCAAGAGGAUGAACCCAACUAGGAAGUGUCAUGUCCAGUGUCUCCAGUUCUACUAUUACCAUAAUGGGGGCGAGUCUGACAAACUUAAUAUCUGGAUCAGAGAGUUUCAAGAUGAACAGGACGUUAAAGGAACCGUCCGCCUCAUGGGGGAGAUCACUGGUCCACCAACAUCUCACUGGCAGGUCAAGCAUGUUUCCCUGAAUGCCAAAAAGCACUUCCAGGUGGAGUUUGAGGUUCGUAAAGGAGCAGGAAGCUCUUCAGGCGGCUUCUCAAUAGAUGACAUUAAUCUGUCCGAGAUCGAGUGUCCCCAUGUAACCUGGCAGAUUAGGUUUGAAAAGCUUUUGAACUCUAGCGAAUAUGAAAUAAUAAACAGCCCACGGCAGUACUCCAGAGGGGGCUAUGCCUACCGGGUAGGGAUACUGCACCAUAGUACAUUUUUCGGACUGUUUGUGCAACUCUUGUCUGGUAAAUACGAUGACCAGCUGGAGUGGCCUUGCCCACACAGGCAGGUGACUUUCCAACUUCUGGAUCAGACACCCAACAUCCAGCUGCAAAUGUCGAAGCAAAGGAGUAUCACCAGUGACCCCAACAAUACCAGCUCUGAAGGUUUCUAUUAUUGGGACAGUCCUCGUAAGAUUGGAACUUCAUUCGUAGAUGAGAAUAAUCAGACUGUCUUUGGUGGGCCUCUCCUUGGCAUAUCCUAUUAUUCGAGUUUGGAAGAAAUGAAAUCCAGAGACUUCCUCAAGGGAGGGAGUGCCGUUUUUGUCUUCAGCUUCCAAGAUCUCACUCCCCUAGUUGAUGGAAAUUCUCUACCAUGUCCUCAUGUGCCAUCAGUAAAGAUUGGACAUCGUAAAGAUCAGGAUAGUGGCCCAUGCGCAAUACGGAUCUUACCCACCACACCUCCACCUCCUCAAACAACAGAUGACAGCAGUGUUUUUGGCUUCUCUCCUACUAUGGUGGCUUCUCCUGUCCUCACCCUCCUGCUAGCACUGAUGCUUCUGAUACCAUGA
This is a messenger RNA of Xiphias gladius (swordfish), 1992 nucleotides long. RefSeq names its product meprin A subunit beta-like. Gene Ontology annotation, cellular component: membrane. Gene Ontology annotation, molecular function: metalloendopeptidase activity; protein binding; zinc ion binding. Gene Ontology annotation, biological process: proteolysis. Lineage: Eukaryota; Metazoa; Chordata; Actinopteri; Istiophoriformes; Xiphiidae. The record is from RefSeq and is a predicted model, not a curated record.